Molecule: messenger RNA, 695 nt
Organism: Rubroshorea leprosula
Lineage: Eukaryota; Viridiplantae; Streptophyta; Magnoliopsida; Malvales; Dipterocarpaceae
Source: the annotation of a GenBank genome assembly
CCACAAUCCAGCUCGUCUUUUGCUUUCUUCCUCUGUUUCUGCUGUUUCGCUGAAGAAUCAAAAUCAACAAAAAUAAAUUAGGGUUUCCAUUAUUCGCAGAGCUCAAAACAAUGGCGAGAUCCAGCUUUUCCCGCCUAUUCUCUUCAAUUUCCGAGAUUUCCACUCCGAAACUAACCUCCACCUGUUCCAGAUCCGAUCUCGCUCCCUACUCGGCAACUCGCCUCCUCUGUUCCACAAACCAGCAACCUCAGAUCAACCGUCAAUCCGCCGUCACGGGAGAAAAGAUAGAAACAACAGAGAAGGAGAAUCUUGAAAUCGAGGACAAGGUAGACGAAGAGAACGGAGAUGAAGAUGAUGACGAUCAUGUGAAUAAAGAGACCGGUGAGGUCGGUGGCCCUAGAGGUCCCGAGCCUACUCGCUACGGCGAUUGGGAACGCAACGGUCGCUGCUCUGACUUCUAAAAUUUUUACCCAAUUUAUCAUCUAUUCUCAAUCAAUAAUGGGUACUCUCUUUGAUUUGUUUUCCUUAAUGUGAAGUUAUGAAUUAUACAUUUUCUACUUUUUGAGUCGUUGUGUAAUGAAACUCUGAUCUUUUCCAUUGAAGAAGUAUUGUUGUUUUUAUUAUUUCUCUUUUUCUAAGCAUUUAGGUUGGUAGUUUGACUUGUUCCACAAGUGGAGUCUGUCAGCAUUUUUUUG